Megachile rotundata (alfalfa leafcutting bee) is the source of this 1217-nucleotide messenger RNA. Its product is annotated as ubiquitin-conjugating enzyme E2 S. The record is from RefSeq and is a predicted model, not a curated record. Lineage: Eukaryota; Metazoa; Arthropoda; Insecta; Hymenoptera; Megachilidae.
AAUAAUUUCAUAAAUAUCUCUUACUAGAUUCAUAAUAAUACUCAUUAACCAAUAUUUAUUGGCUGUCUUACUCCACUUUUCAAUAUUAACCCUUAACAAUCCCACACGACCAAUCCAAAUAAUAUGAUCUGCUAAUAAAAAGAGAGCAUUAGCAAUUUUUGAUAAAGUUAAAGUAACCCUUAUAACUAUGUCUGGAUAUUUCAUCAUUUUCAAGGCAGAGUAUAAGCUAUCCAAACAUCUUCCAAGGCGCAAUACUACAAAAAAGAUAUCAAAUGUUGAAAACUUAUCUCCGCAAAUUAUUAGGCGUGUAGCUAAGGAAAUGAGUGAAUUAGCUUCACAACCACCCGAAGGUAUUCGUGUUAUUUUAAACGAAGAAGAUGUUACUGAUAUUCAAGCUAUCUUAGAAGGACCCUCGGGCACACCAUAUGCUGGUGGUUUCUUUAGAGUAAAAUUAGCUCUUGGUAAGGACUUUCCUCAAGGACCACCAAAGGCAUUUUUUCUCACAAAAAUUUUUCAUCCAAAUGUUGCAAAAAAUGGUGAAAUAUGUGUCAAUACUUUAAAAAAGGAUUGGAAAUCAGAUCUCGGAAUUAAACACAUAUUACUAACUGUAAAGUGUCUCUUAAUAGUGCCAAAUGCAGAAUCUGCUUUAAACGAAGAAGCUGGUAAAUUACUUUUAGAAAGGUACGAUGAUUAUUCAGAGCGAGCAAAAAUGAUGACAGAAAUACAUGCGCAGGGAGGUGGAAAAGGUAACAAAGCAGCUUUAGAAAGUUGUACUUCCUCUGAAGUCGGAGGACCUCUCCCAAAAAAGCAUGCAGGAGAUAAAAAACUAUCAGCAGAAAAGAAAAAACUGUUAAAAGACAAGAAGAGAACACUCAAAAGAUUAUAAAAAAAAUCCAUAUAAUUUAUCUAUCUUUUAUAAUUUAAAAUACUGGUGUGGUAAUGUUGCCUCAUAUUGUACACAAUUAUUGCAUAGUAAAAAUUUAUUAUCUAAACUCGACUGAUCUUAUUAUUAAGUAUUUAGAAAUUAAUAAUUCUAGAAGCAUUACUAAAUGACUUCCUAAGAUGCAAACAAGUACAACUUUGUAGUGAUCUACUUUACAAUCAAGAGUGAAAAGUAAUUUAACCCACUCUAUGACAUCUAUUAGUAAAUAUUUUUACAUAUGUACAAAAUAAUACCUCGUGUGAUUAUUUAAAUAAAAAUAAAGAAUGUUCUCCAA